CUCCGUACCCCUAACCCAGCUGGACUUCCGAGUCGUCGCUGCCGGUCGGACUCCCGAUAUACGGUGUAACUCACCAAGAAAGAGAGAGAGACAGAGAAGACGAGAGGGAGCUGCCAAGUUCCCCUGCCCUGCCUAAGGCCGCCUAGUGUGGGCUCCUCAGGCAUCUCCUCCCGCACGUCCACUCAUCCUCGCUUUCUCUGCCCGUCAUUCACACCCAUCGGAACUUCCAUCCUGUGCCACGAAGCAACAUCCUCUUCAUUGCCAUCGGUCUCUGCUCUUCCGCUGCCAGAAUCCGUCGCUUUGUUGCACGUCUCACGAUUGUUUCCAUCAUUAUUGGCUCCAUCUACUCCUCUACUUUUGUUACAAAUAAUAAAAAUUUGUCGCUCGCCCUCAGAUCAAAUGAUCGCGUCUCCUAGAUGACCUUCCCUCCCCCUCCUCCUUCCUCCCAAUCGUCGAUUGCUUCUGGCACCGAUAAGUCCUCUUCGACCAGGCCGGCAAGGUCACAGCAAUCUCCUUGGGGUCCGUCCGUGUCCCAGUCCAGUGUUCGGCGUGGGUUGACUCCACUUGCGACCAACAACCUCUCAUCGCUCGCUUCAGCUUCUCGGGGGCCACCACAGUCCAGUAGCCCUGGGCCAGGCGGUUCGACCGCGUCUCCUCUCACCUCCUCCUUCUCCGCCGUUCUGAGUUCUGCUCGGAGCCAUCCUGUUGGUCGAAACGUGCCCUCGCCAGCCUCCACACCCUCACCAUUCGCCUCAUUCCAAUCUGGCUCGCAACAGCACCAGCAACCCGGACAGUCUCUCUCCUCACCCAAAUUUAGAGCUCAUACCCCGUCGUCAGGGUCACAUCUGGCUUCCGCAGCGGGUUCUGUCGCGGGUGGUGGAGGCUCCGGGGGAGGCGGAGGUGGGACGGGAUCUUCCAGAGGCGCCACCUUCUCUCCGUUGUUGUCCGGUACAACCGUGAACUCACCUACGGGCUUUCCCUCUGACAAGCCGGGCUCAGCAGCUUCAGGUUCUGCUGCUCACGCGAGCCAGUCGUCGUUGACGAAGAUAUCCAUCGCACAGGUUUUCCUGCUUCUAGAUUCCAUUACAGAGAAAGAAGGCAGAGAAAAGUGGGAGACGAAAGCUGCUCAGAUUCACAAGCUCGUUGAGUCCAACGGAAUGGAGGUCUUUUCGAAAUACUUUCGUCGCUUGCUUACGGGCAAUGCCCCGCAGAUCUUUCCUGGGGUCAACAAGUCUGUGGAAAAUGCUGGCAAUUACCCUCUCCUAGUUCAAGAGAUGCAGAAGGUGUCCCAGGAUAUAGAGCAGGCCCAGAAGAUCGCAGAGACCGUGGAUACUUCGGAGGGCGAUAUCUUCCGCGAUUUUGAUCUCUCUACCUUCCUGGACCAUUUCAAGCUUGACCCCCUUGUGAAGGUUUCUCUCGCUCUGGCUUUCAAAACGGCCAAUAAGUCAGACCUACGCGCCAAAGCUGAUGCGAUCCUUUCGAACACUAUAAAUCCGUUUCUGCAAAGCCUUGCAACACCAUCCGACGUCACUAAAGAGUACAAGAACUCCUUCAUCGGCAUGACGAUCGAACGUUUCAUACUGUAUCCGCCUAGAAACUUCACAGACGAUGUGAAGGGCAAGCUGGUGUAUGCGGCUAACUUACGGUAUCAGAAGUUGGGCGUGGACAUGCCAUUUGAGAUUGCGUCUGCCCUACAAAUGUUCAAUUUCAUCAACCCCAGAUACACCCUUGUCCGCCAACUUCACUCGAGAGGCCCGAAAGCAACGUCGAACCCCGACGCGGUAGCUGAGACAAUCAACGCGACAGGCUCUGAGUGUUGGAGUGAAGAACAUGUUGCCAGUGCGCUACUCUUCCUGGUGCUCUCGCAAUACUGGCGUGAAUUCUCGUUGCACACUUUCCUCGGGGCCGUGCAGGCGCACUAUGGCGAGAAGCGAAUCAGUUGGCCCCUCGUGUUCCGCAAUUUUGACCGUGAGGGCCUGAGGUUAGAUGCUCGGCAAUUUGCAAAGCUGUACGCAGUCUUGUCCGCUGCGGCUGCGGAUGACUCCAGCCUAGAUGUUCAGAAGCUUUGGGGUGGCGAUUGGGAGCAUCGCGAUACGCAGAUGUCCUUCCUGACAGCCUUUGUUGCCUCCAGAACGGAUGUGUCGCAGAUACCCAACCUUCGCGCUACCUUCCCUUCGGAUUUCUUCGCCGACGGGCCUGAGCUCGUUCGACUGCAGGGUGAGCGUGCCGCAAAGUCGCCUCUCCGGUCACUGGAUGCCAUGAGAGCUAUAUUUGAUCUGGCUUUGUUUUCCCAGGCAGCCUGGGCCGCCGCUGAGAGCCAGCUACUGAUCAAGGCUGUCGUACAGUAUGAUCUACCCGUUUUCCUGUGCUCGGCUCUAUCUCUCCCUCAGCCGUGGACCAGUGUUCAGCAGAGCUUUGUUCUACGCACCUUGAUCGUCUUCAUCCUUAAACAAGAAGAGGGAUAUCAUUUGGCGUUGCAUGGGGCGUGGCACCAAGAUCGGCAGUGGGUAGCGGAGCAGCUUUUCACGACUUUCACCCAGGAUCCGACUUCUACAGCUGCCAUCUAUGAGCAUGCUGUUGAGUUCAGUUGGUUGGAGUAUCUCCUCGGAUAUACAAAUGGCCUUGCCAUGGAUCUUGCAUGCUACGCCCAUCGUAAAGGACCUUUCGACUUGGAGCAAUGGGUUCGCAAUGCUGCACAGAAAGGUCCCAUGGACAUGGGAAGCUUACUAUCCAAAUUCCUAAGGAUUAAGGCGGAAGAUGAGCUUCACGUGCAAAGGAAAGAACAGCCCGCUCCCCAGAUGGUCAGCCUUUCGGUCAAGACGGUCUACACUUUACUCUCGGUGCUGGAGGAAUACGUCGGUGAUCGUGAGAAUCUCACCCCUGUGCAACGGAUAUGCAUCCAGACCUAUCCACGACUCAUCAACUACGGUGAAGGUUUCGACGACAUAAUCGACGCCAACGGCGAGAACGGAAACGCGCUGCCUGAGGCUGUGGACAAGCAAAUGCAGGAACUCUUUGGCAAGAUGUAUCACGAAGAAUUGUCAUUGAGAGAGAUCCUCGAGUUGAUGAGAAGAUACAAGUCUUCUCGCGAACCAGCCGAACAGGACCUCUUCGCUUGCAUGGUCCACGGGCUUAUCGAUGAAUACCAUUGUUACCAUGAAUAUCCAUUGGAAGCGUUGACUAAAACAGCUGUCAUGUUUGGUGGUAUCAUCAACUUCCGGCUUGUGGAUGGCAUCACUCUAAAGGUCGGCCUGGGUAUGAUUCUGGAGGCAGUGCGUGAUCAUGAAAUUCAUGAUCCAAUGUACAAAUUCGGUGUCGAAGCGAUUGAGCAGUUGAUUAACCGUCUUCCUGAGUGGGCUGGGUUUUGCCAUCUGCUCUUGCAGAUCCCGACAUUGCAAGGCACAACAAUCUACCAGAAGGCGGAGGACGUUUUACGUGAGCAAGGAAGUCAAGUCAGAGAUGAGGCUGGAAGGGUGGACAGUGUUCCUGGCGCUGCCGUGAACGGGAACGUUGACGAAACCACCACUACAGAUGGGUCAACUCGUAAAUUCAUUUCCGUUCAUGUUGAUUCGCCUAUCCGGCCUGAAGUCUAUCGCGAACCUGAUGAAGAUGUCCAAGACAAGAUCCUCUUCGUGUUGAACAACGUGUCUGAACAGAACAUUGAUGAAAAGCUCCGUGACCUCACUGAUGUUCUUCGCGAUCAACAUCAUCAGUGGUUCGCUUCCUAUCUUGUGGAAGAGCGUGCGAAACUUCAGCCGAACUUCCAACAGCUUUAUCUUGACCUCCUUGACCGCAUUAACGACAAGUUGUUGUGGGCAGAAGUCCUCAGAGAAACCUACGCCAGUGUAUCUAAGCUCCUCAACUCUGAGGCGACGAUUAACUCAUCCACCGAGCGAGGUCAUCUUAAGAACCUCGGUGCGUGGCUUGGCUCCUUGACCAUAGCCAAGGACAAGCCUAUCAAGCAUAAGAACGUCUACUUCAGGGGGCUUCUCUUGGAGGGAUUCGACAGCCAGCGGUUGACGAUCGUGAUUCCUUUCACUUGCAAAGUUCUUGUCCAGGCUACCAAGUCUACAGUGUUCAAUCCUCCGAACCCUUGGCUGAUGGAUAUUCUUGCGUUGUUAAUGGAAUUUUACCAUUUCGCGGAACUCAAGUUGAACUUGAAGUUCGAGAUUGAAGUUCUGUGCAAGGAUCUCGAUCUUGAUCACAAGACUAUUGAGCCUUCUGUUAUGAUUCGAGACCGUUCUGCACAUAUUGAGGAUGCGCUGUCUACGGCCAACAUCCCUGACGGUCUCGAAGCAUUCGAAGACAUGGCUCUCACAAGCAUCAAUCAGAGAAUCCCCCAUGAAAGACUAUCGCCUGCUGCCAUCAUGUCGACACUCCCGAGCCUGGACAAGAUUCUUGUUCUUCCGUCGUCUGCAAGCAGCAUGGUUGACCCCAAUGUUCUUCGGCAAAUAGUGCACAGCGCCGUCGAGCGUGCCAUUGCAGAGAUCAUCACACCCGUUGUGGAACGCUCUGUGACAAUUGCCUCUAUUUCUACCGUCCAACUGGUCUCGAAAGAUUUUGCAAUGGAACCCGAUGAGGAAAGAGUGCGGCAUGCAGCCGGCAUAAUGGUCAGACAACUUGCUGGUAGCCUGGCCCUUGUAACGUGCAAGGAGCCUCUUAAGGUGAGCAUGACCAACUACAUCCGGAUGAUCCAGCAGGAGUAUUCCGACCAGCCAAUGCCGGAGGGGUUGAUCCUCAUGUGCGUUAAUGACAAUCUUGACGCUGCUUGCGGUAUCGUUGAGAAGGCUGCGGAGGAAAAGUCACUUCCUGAGAUUGAGAAAGUCAUUGAGCCCCAAUUGGAAGCUCGCCGGCGUCACCGGGUGGCUCGACCAAAUGAGCCUUUCAUUGACCCUUCCAUGAAUCGCUGGGGCCUUUUCAUCCCCGAGCCCUAUCGGCAAGCUGCGGGAGGGUUGAACAAGGAGCAACUGGCUAUUUAUGAGGAAUUUGCUCGUCAGGCCCGAGGCCCGGCCGCGGCUCACGUUCAAAAUGUGUCCACCGAUUCCGGUCGACAGCUUCCAGAUGUCCUCCAGGAACCGUACUCGCCGAUUCCUAAUCUUUCUACUCCUGCCGAGCAGCCGGCUGUUCCCCACAGGACCCCACAAGCCCAGCAAGAUGCUCGGUUACAGCAAUCUGGUCUUGUGGGCGCACAGUCUCAGCUCAACGGGUUCCUCGAGGCCCAGAGCCCGCGUGAGAAGGUGGAAAGCAUUGUUUCUGAGCUACAGCAGGCCGCUCGAAGCGCCCCUGAGGAACGUAUCCGAGACCUUGGCAGGGAGAGUGCUGUUCUACAGGAGUACAACCAGGCACUGCGCACUAUCCUUGCCUCUCCCAACGGUGAAGAACUCGCUAGGUUGACAUGCCUCAGAAUUUGCACCACGCUGUAUUCGCAGACCCUCGGCACACUGGAGGUUGAGGUUCUUGUGCACUUGCUCGCAAAAUUGUGCGAUAUGUCGACCCUCGUCGCUCGUUAUACUUGGGCAGUUCUUUCUGAAGUUGAUGAUGAGCACAUGUUCAACGUACCGGUUACAGUUGCACUCAUUGAUGCCGGCCUAAUGGAUAUUCGCCGCGUUGACAUGAUUCUCACGCGCCUCAUCCUUCAAAAGAACACUGCGUCUCUGGAGGUCCUUUCGAACUUGAUGGACCGUGUUCUAUUCAGCGAAGAACCUUCUGCACUGAGGUCUGAUUUCUCGGGCAGCCUUGAGGCCAUGAGCCAAUGGCUAGCGGAAGAUUCGGAUGUUACCGUUGCCAACGACAUCAUCCGCAAGCUGCGUGAAUCUGGCAUCCCCGAGGUGGUCAACCCACUUCUCAGUGACAAAGCCAGGUCUAAGCGGGAUCAGAUGGAGUAUAUCUUCAGCGAGUGGAUUGGAAUCUACAAGGCUCCUGGUGCCAUUGACCGCACUUAUUACUCGUUCCUCAAGGAUCUGCACCAGCGACAGGUCAUGGACAAUCAAGAAGACUCGGCGCUCUUCUUCCGCCUCAGCAUUGACAUUUCGGUUGCAAUGUUCGAUCACGAGUCGCAGAACCCCGGUGGCAGUCUCGACGAAGCGUUCCUCUAUAUCGACGCUCUUGGCAAACUAGUGGUUUUACUUGUCAAAUUCCAAGGCGAAUCGACGGGAGCUGCGAAGACAGGCAAAGCGGCCUUCUUCAAUUCCAUUCUCUCCCUCCUUGUACUUGUCUUGAACCAUCACCACGUCAUGAGGGGCGAGGCCUUCAAUCAGCGCGUCUUCUUCAGGCUGUUCUCGAGCAUCCUUUGUGAAUACUCCAUGAACGGACUCCAGCGUAGCGAUCAACAUCAGGACAUGAUGUUCGCCUUUGCUAACAAGUUCCUCUCUCUGCAGCCCAAGUACUGUCCUGGAUUUGUUUACGGAUGGCUGUCUUUGGUGUCUCACAGAUUCUUCAUGUCUGGUAUGCUGAAUAUGCCUGACCGGGCCGGCUGGGGACCGUACUGUGAGAUCAUGCAGGCUUUGCUUUCUUACAUCGGCGAGCAGCUCAAGCCAGCCUCUAUUUCUUAUGUUGCCAAGGACCUGUACAAGGGUGUUCUUCGCAUCUUGCUGAUCUUGCAUCAUGACUUCCCCGAGUUCGUGGCGGAGAAUCAUUUCCAGUUCUGCAAUGUCAUCCCCGCCCAUUGCGCUCAGCUUCGAAACCUCGUUCUGAGUGCGUAUCCAUCGUCCUUCCAUAAACUUCCAGACCCCUUCAGAGAGGGUCUCAAGGUCGAACGUUUGGAAGAAAUGCGGGAAGCCCCUAGAAUUGCCGGCGAUACUGCUGGUCCGUUGGAGCAGGCCAACAUCAAGGGGGUCGUCGACAGCUCGUUGCAGAGCAGCAGCGCCUCGGAAACGGUCAUUCAACAGAUCUGCGAAGCCGUCUACAAUCCCCUCACUAAGGAAACCGGCCUUUUCUACACCCCGAUCAAUGUCAACGUGGUCCUUCUGAACGCACUUGUCCUUUACGUCGGCCAGAGUGCUGUUUCCGCCAAUGCGUCCAAGGGCAACAUUCGCGCGGCCUUUGACAAUUCGCCUCACUCGGCUCUUCUGGAGAAGCUAGCGAAGGCACUGAGGCCUGAGGCGCGCUACUAUCUGCUGAGCGCGAUGGCCAAUCAGCUCCGUUACCCGAACAGCCACACGUACUUUUUCAGCUUUGCCAUCACUCGUCUUUUCGGCACGGAUUACUCGGAGCAGGAUGAGUCCGAUAUCCGCCAGCAGAUCAUCCGGGUGCUUCUCGAGAGACUUAUUGUCCACCGUCCUCAUCCUUGGGGUCUAAUCAUUACGCUGCAGGAGCUGCUUCAAAACCGGAGCUACACUUUCUUCCGUCUCCCGUUUAUUCAGGCUGCGCCUGAGAUCGGACGUCUGUUUGAUGCUCUCCUGCAGCACAUUCAGCAGCAAAGCCCGCGGGCAAUGCCCUGAGCGCUCCCCGAGAUAUACUCUCUCCUAUUUUCUCCGCAUUAUAUUAAUACGAAGUAUUUGAUCAUGUCUCAAUGCCUUGCAUCCUGCCGAGUUGACCGACUGUGAUGGUGAUCUGUCGCUGCCGCUCAUGACCAUGCAGCGCGAAAAUACGGGUCUUAACCGGGGUGUAUGAUUUGAAGGGGUUCUUUCCUAGUUUUAUUUUCCUAUCUUCCGUUGGCAUGCUGUACUGUUCCACGUCAUUUCUCAUUGUUUCGGUUGGGUUUCUGGGAGGGGUAUGCAUAUUAGGACGUGUCAGCAUGGUCCAUCGCUACAUGGUGCUUAUAUCUUGUUCCUUUUUGCCUGUCUCUUACGCUUCAUGUUGGUGUUUUUCCAUUCCACCUACCUUGCCGGUAGUCUGUAACGAUAAGCUGAGCUAUAAAAAGACGAGUCCAUGAG
Molecule: messenger RNA, 7874 nt
Organism: Aspergillus sclerotioniger CBS 115572
Lineage: Eukaryota; Fungi; Ascomycota; Eurotiomycetes; Eurotiales; Aspergillaceae
Product: CCR4-NOT core subunit CDC39
Exons: 4
Coding region: 417-7439 (2340 amino acids)
Biological process (GO): nuclear-transcribed mRNA catabolic process, deadenylation-dependent decay
Cellular component (GO): CCR4-NOT core complex; P-body
Molecular function (GO): molecular adaptor activity
Source: RefSeq, a predicted model, not a curated record